AUGAAAGAUGGCAUCAGGUGCAUAGAAAAGGAGAAAGAAGCUCUUCUCAAGUUCAAAGAUGAGCUUAUUGAUGAAUAUAUCGCUCUCUCUUCUUGGGGGAAUGAAAAAUAUAAGAAGGAUUGUUGCAAAUGGAGUGGUGUCAGUUGUGACUAUCAAACUAAUCAUAUUGUUGAGUUGGAUCUUCGUAGUAUGCAGCUAAGAGGUAACAUUAGCGUCUCAUUGCUUGGAAUACAACAUUUGAAAUAUCUAGACCUUGGUGAAAAUGAUUUCAAUUAUAGUAGAAUUCCACAAUUCAUAGGUUCCUUGGGUAGAUUACAGUAUGUUGAUCUCUCUUAUUCUAAUUUUCGUGGAGAAAUUCCACAUAAUCUUGGCAACCUUUCUGAAUUGAAUUCUCUUUAUCUUGGCUCAUCUGAAGAUGGUUCACUAACUAGCACAAAUCUUGAUUGGCUUUCUCGACUUCAUUCAUUAAGUGACCUGUCCAUGAGCUAUGUUAACCUCACAAUGGCAACCAAUUGUAGCCUUACUUUCCUUAACCUCGCUUUCAACAAAUUACAAGGCGAGAUUCCAAUAUCCUUGGGGAAUAUGAGUAGAUUAACUUCUUUAUAUUUAUAUGGUAACCAACUCACAGGGGAAGUGCCUUGUCCUGCAUUAUCUUCCUCGUUAACAGGCUUAGAUUUUUCUGAUAACAUGUUCAAUGGUACCAUUCCCCAAUGCAUAGGAAGCCUUUCUAAACUCAAAUCUUUGGACCUUAGUUUAAACAACUUUGAAGGCAUAAUCACUGAAUCCCAUUUCUUUAACCUUUCCCAAUUACAAUCGUUGCACUUGUCUUCCAACCCAGGUAUCUCGUUUAAUAUCAGUUUAGGAUGGAAUCCUCCUGUUCAACUGACAUAUGUAAAUUUAGCAGGUUGCAAUGUGGGUCCACAUUUCCCCACAUGGAUUAGAACACAAACGAGAUUAAAGGCUCUUGAUAUCUCUAAUGCUGAAAUUUCAGACACCUUCCCUGAUUGGUUUUGGGAGUCAAGUCCAAAAUUAUCAUAUUUAAAUGUAUCAUAUAACAAUUUUCAUGGUGUCCUUCCUGAUUUGUUGUCGAAGUUCACCCUUUUCUAUUUUGUAGAUUUGAGCUUUAAUCAUUUUAAUGGUUCAUUACCAAUUUUCCCUCCGAACGGAUCUGUAGUGGAUUUAUCAAGUAACGAAUUUUCUGGGUCAAUUGCCAAUUUAUGCAAUGAAACUAGUUGUUAUUGGGGAUAUCUUGACCUCUCGAAUAACUUACUCUCUGGACAGCUUCCGGAUUGUUUUGGAAACCUGCAAAAUUUGGAUUAUCUUAAUCUGGCGCAUAAUAAUUUCUCUGGAAAGAUCCCUUCACUAAAUGUCACCUCAUCAUUGCACUUACAAAACAACAGUUUCAUUGGAGAAAUUCCAACAUCGUUGAGGAAUUGUACUUUCUUGACUUUUAUUGAUCUUUCCCAAAAUAAGUUGACUGGUAAUAUACCUACAUGGGUGGGAGAUACUUGGACUUAUUUGGUCUUUUUGAGUCUCAAGUCCAAUGAGUUCUUUGGUAGUAUUCCUUCCAAUUUGUGGCGUCUUGCAGACUUACAAGUGUUGGACCUCUCUUUAAACAAGAUUUUUGGUGGUAUACCAAAAUGCUUAAACAACCUCACCGCUAUGAUUCAAGUGGAUUCUAAGUUUGAUAUGGCAUUUCUACUUCAACACAAAGGAGGAUUUCAGAGUGCAUUUGUGACGUUCCUGCGGAAAUUACCAGUCUUAAACCACUUCUCUGGUGGUAUUCCUACUGGUGUUUCUCAAUUGGAUCAACUUGGAGUGUUAGAUUUGUCAUACAAUAACUUGUCGGGCAAAAUUCCGCAAAGCAUUCAUUUGCAAACUUUCAAUACUUCGGCAUUUGAGGGAAACCUUGGACUUUGUGGCCUUCCACUUACAAAAGCUUGUCCGGAAGAUGAAAUUGCUUGUGUUCCAAAGAUCGAUCAUAACGUUGAUUGGAUGAAAAACCAAGAGGAGGAUAAUCUAAUCAAUGAUGGAUUUUACUUUAGUAUGGCAGUUGGAUUCGUUUUUGGAUUUUGUGGGGUAUGUGGAACUUUCGUGCUCAAUCACUCAUAG
This is a messenger RNA of Olea europaea var. sylvestris, 2112 nucleotides long. RefSeq names its product leucine-rich repeat receptor-like protein kinase PXL1. Bases 1 to 2112 code for a protein of 703 amino acids. The record is from RefSeq and is a predicted model, not a curated record. The transcript is spliced from 4 exons. NCBI's taxonomy places the organism in Eukaryota, Viridiplantae, Streptophyta, Magnoliopsida, Lamiales, Oleaceae. Gene Ontology annotation, molecular function: protein binding.